AUGGCGACAAUGCUCGCCAAGUCGGAUCUUCCACCAGCCAUGGAGGGGCUGGUGGAAGACACUCCGCUCCGGAACCCCAACCUCCUAACAUAUAACCAGGUUUACUGCAAAGUCGGCAGCACGCGCGUGCUGCAGGCCGAGCCGGCCGUGCUCAAUUUUGGCGGCUACACGUUGGGCCAGGUCUACAGCCAAACCCUGAUUAUUCGCAACGUCCGCGCCAGGGGGGCGCGCUUUCAUAUCCUAGCGCCUAACACACCCUUCUUCAAGGCAACCUGUUCCAACAAGAAGGGGCUCCUGGCCCCGGGUAUGAGCGAGGAGGUGGUGGUGGAGUUCUGCCCCAGCCACUACCGCUACUACUAUGACUGUAUCAGGGUGCAUUCGGAGGACGAGAACCUUCUGAUCCCCAUUCACGCCUAUCCGGUGGCCAAUGAGACGCUCUUCCCCACCCGGGUGGAUUUCGGGAGGGGCCCGGUGGGACAGGAGAUUGUCAAAACACACACACUGGAGUGCAAGGUCCCCGUCGAUUUCGAAUUUGAAAUUGUCGAGACCCGACCGAACCCGUGUUUCCGCGUGGAGCCCUCCCGGGGUGUGAUCCCGGGACACGGCACCGUGUCCGUCACGACGUCAUUCUGUCCGCUCAGCUUCAAAACGGAGGAGGCGGUUAUUGAGGUGACAGGGGGGGGAUGGCCCGGGGCAGCCAGGGACAGAGCACUGGGGCUGGGCCCCGGAGGAGGAAGGGUGACAGGCUCUGCUGGCGGCGGUGGCGGCACGGCUGCGGUGGCGGCGGCGGCGGCGGUGAACGGGCGGCUGCGGAGCCAGGGGGACCGGCGGGUGAAUGGCCACCAUCAGGAUGAGGACGAGGAGGAUGAGGAUGAGGAUGAGGAGGAUGCUGAAGCGGAGGAGGUCCAGCCUGCAAAUGGGAGAAGCAAUGGUGGUGGUGGUGGUGGUCGGGUUUGGCGGCGGUCGAUGACCAUGGAGGAGCUGGAUGGCACCAUGACUCUCAAGCUGGGGGCGAAGGGACUGCCUGUCAACUUGGGGGGCGGCACCCUGAAAGGAGGUGCCGGCAACGGCGACUCGUACACGGCUUACCUUGACCUCCAGCGGCGGGAGCGGGUGAUGUCACGUGACUGCCGUACGGAAGGCCCCAUCCGCAGCCGGCCGCCGAAGCUGCCGCCGCCGCGGGGGGAGACCGCCGUCAACGGCGUGAUCGUACCUGACUCGCUGCUGCUUACGGCGGCAGAGUGGCGCCUUAUCGAGGGUAGCGAUUGGGCGAAACGGACCCGGGCCCGGGACUUGUUCAUGCGGGCUGUGUGGCGGGUGGUACGGAACAUGAGGCUGCAGAAGAGGCUGGAGCGGAUUAAGGAGGUGCUGGCUCACCUCGGGUACGACAAGCAGCGCCUGGCUGAGGAGGCUGCAAACCCAGUGCUGCUGGUGAAGGAAAGCGACCGCCCGGGGUCGGCUCCCACCAGGUAUCUUCGUCCCGAGAUGGUGCGAGUGCGACCACUGCCGUUGUACCGGGACGUGCUCUUUCAGCCCCACCCGCCACAGGAUGUCAGCCACUACACCGACUUUGAUGAGCUGGCGCCGUUCCAACUGAAGACACCCCUGGAGUACCGCUUGCUGGGUUAUAACCCGGAAGAGUUCCCCGGGCUCACCCCGUACCUCCCCCCACUGCUGGAUCAACCGCUUCUGGGGGGUGCGUGUGAGGAGGUGGCGGCGGCGGGGGAGAGAAUUGAACCCUCGGGUGUCGUACCGCCACUUCAGGAUUUCCCGCCGCUACCCGACGCAUGCAAGAACAUGCCGUAUAUUACACUGGAGAUUGGCGCGCGGUACGGCGUGGAACGCAUUUUUGCAGCACCGGAGCCGUCGUACGACAUGGGGUACGACAUGGACUACGUCAUUCAACCGCGGUUGUACGAUAUCUACGAGAGCGGUGCGCAUGAGGCGCCCGCGUCGGGCAGUGUGCGGGCGCUGCGGGGCGGCCCUGCGCUGUCGGACACGUGGCUUGUACGGCAGGACACGUGGGCCGUACAGUUGGGUGAGGAGGUGGUGUUGCGGCUUAUGUCCGGUCCGGAAGCGGAGGACCUUCCCGAGGACCUGGCGGAAGAUGAUGACAAACCCAAGAUCGCCCCCCAAGUCCCCACGGACGAGCAACUCGCCAGGUACCUCCCCCGCACCAGCCGGACGGAGGAAACCACCACCACCGCGGCAGCCGCGGGCCCCGCAGCCGCUACAGCAUCCAAACCUGCGAGCCCGCUCGCGGCGGGGCAGGCAGCGGCAGCGACGGCAGCGGCGGCGGUGACCCAACAGCAGCUUCAGUCUCCCCCUCCCUCCACCUCAUCCUCCCCAACCAAGUCCGCCGACCCGGCUGCCCCGGUCCGCUACCGGUUGGUUCGGGACCGCCACGCCGCCCAGCUGGAGGCGGCCAAACAGGAGGCCCACCUGGCUUCACUGUCCAGUUGGGAACAGAAACUGGCAGAGUACAAUAACCUGCUGCGAAAGCCCUGCUACUUCGCUUUGCACCUGUGA
Messenger RNA from Volvox carteri f. nagariensis, 2529 nucleotides. RefSeq lists its product as uncharacterized. Bases 1 to 2529 code for a protein of 842 amino acids. The record is from RefSeq and is a predicted model, not a curated record. Gene Ontology annotation, biological process: cilium movement; cilium assembly. Lineage: Eukaryota; Viridiplantae; Chlorophyta; Chlorophyceae; Chlamydomonadales; Volvocaceae. Gene Ontology annotation, cellular component: cilium. The transcript is spliced from 15 exons.